Messenger RNA from Fopius arisanus, 2355 nucleotides. RefSeq names its product F-box/LRR-repeat protein 7-like. The transcript is spliced from 4 exons. The record is from RefSeq and is a predicted model, not a curated record. Bases 503 to 1729 code for a protein of 408 amino acids. Gene Ontology annotation, cellular component: SCF ubiquitin ligase complex. Gene Ontology annotation, biological process: SCF-dependent proteasomal ubiquitin-dependent protein catabolic process. Gene Ontology annotation, molecular function: protein binding. Lineage: Eukaryota; Metazoa; Arthropoda; Insecta; Hymenoptera; Braconidae.
AAUAAAUAGACCGGGAAAAAAUGUGAUAAAACUCGUCCAACUUAAUAAACCAUGGAAAAAUUCACAUGGGUAUAUUUUGUCGGCGAUCUAUUCCGUUCUGUUCGUUGAGAGUGAUCAAUUUUUCAAAGCCAUUUUUCACACAUUUCCAUUUUCUUACUUGAGAAUGAAAUGUUUGGAUUUGUAUAGAUUUUAAUUUAAAAGAUAAAUAUUUCUCUCACAUAUUUAUUUGUCAGAGUAAUAUUUCGUCGGUGGAUUGCGUAUAGAAUAAUCAUUGUAUUCGACCCGAAAUACUGAGAAAAAUUAUUUUCCCAACGAUUUCUCGAUUGAGUAGGAGAGACUGCAAUUGCAACUGCAAUUAAACCGAUUUCCUCCCGCGGAUAAAGACUUCCGGAAGUGAGUCUGGUCACAACUUCCGGUUCAAUGACAUGUGGAGUCAAAGAUCGAACAUAACCCUCAAUUUAUUCCUGAGGUAAUAGCUGAUGUUUAUGUGGAUUAAAGCAACAUGGGAGAGUCAUUAAUAAACGAACAAAUUGAUGAUUAUGACACCUCAUCGAGUCCGGCAAUUCUAGAUCUUCCUGAUGACUGUUUAAUAAAAAUUUUCUCAUUCCUGGAAAUUGCAGAGAAGUUAAAAGUAGAAGGAGUCUGCAAACGUUGGUAUAGAAUAAGUAAGAGAGGAUGGCCAGAUGUGGAGUCCCUCAGUCUGACAUGUAGAGAUUUCGGUGGAAACAUCAAACAGGCGACAAGAAUUUUACGCAGAUCAGGUCGUCUCCUCAAAUCAUUGAGGAUUGAGGUGAAUUCUCAGAUGUCGAUCUACCAGAAAGUCCUCCAGAAGCACUGCCCUCACAUCAGAAAGAUCGAAUUGAUUUUUAAUUGUUGGGCCUUUCGUUCUGUAUUGAAGACUCACUCUAAGAAUUUGUCUGCAUUAUUUCCAUCGCUCAAGAAGAUAGAUUGGCUUGUGAUGAUGCACGUCAACGAGGAAGUGGGCAACAGGCAGCUCAAGGCACUUCCAGAGAGACUCCAGGGGCUGGAGAUCACUGGGAGUUGGGUUUACGCCAUAAGUUGUCCUUUUUCUGCUAAUAUCGUGAGGUUCCCAAAUCUUCGAGUUCUUUCUCUGAACAAUUUUAUAAUUGAAAAAGAGAGUCUUUCGGGAUUUGAGAAAUUGGAAAAUCUGACAGCCCUAGAUUUAUCCUUCUGCCACGUGCCUGAUGAGAGCAUCAGGAAGAUCCAGUUGUUUUCUAGACUGGAGAAAUUGGAGCUAAAGCGGAAGGCAAUAGAAGGACUGGACCCUUCAUCAAUCCAUGAUGAUCACAUCUGCGAGAUUGUCGAGGGCUGUCCAAAGCUGAGAGACUUGAAACUGGACGGAUUGGAGAGUCUCUCAAAUCUCUCCUUCAGGGCUAUAUCGACCUUGAAACACCUGGAGACUCUUCACAUGGAGAACUUGCCCAGGGUGACCAGCAGGGCCAUCACAAAUCAGCUUCAAGUUCAAAAUCUGAACUGCAGUCACUGCCCUGGGAUCGACAACGAGGGCCUCAAUGUUCUCAUCCAAAAUUCUCAAAAUCUGGUGCACCUCAAGGCCCAGGGGACUGCAGACAUGAGUUCCUUCCUCCAGAGUGCCUCCGAGGCCAUAAAAUUCCGUAACAAGAAUUCACAAUUGACUCUGGACGUUGGGGAUAGCCUAAACUCGUGGCAGAGGCCAGAGAAUUUUUCUCCACUCAUUCUCCUGAUUUAAAACUAAGAGCUAUUAGUAUUUGUGUUAGUAUUAGUAUUAUUUAGAACUCUCGGUUCUAAGAAAUUAAUUCGAAGGUUAUUAAUUUAGUCAAUUUAUGAUUUUAGUUCUGUAAUUGAAGGAAUUCCUUUUCUUCCUUCGGGUGAUUAAUUAAUUAAUUUAUUUCGAUGGAUUUAAUUUACGCUGGCAAUGAUUUGGCUAAUGGAGUCAUUUGCAUUCAGUAUUAAUGAUUCAUAAUUCUUUUCAUUUUUAUAUUCAGUUUCAGAAUUUUUCUAUUUUCAUAAUUAGUUUAGGGUAAGAGGCAGAGGAGAGAAAACUCUAUUCUCCAAUUACAAGUGUAUUUUUAUUCACUCUAAUAAUAAUAGAUACAAAAGUGUUCAAUUUAUUUUGGCACUAGAGGUGCAACUGGGAUUCCCCUCCGACGAAAAAAAUGUACGAUCGUACAAACUAUCGACUAGUUUCUCACGAUAAUAAUUCAUUAUGUGGGUGCACAUACUCCAACUAUUAUGGUAUAAUGAAACGAGUGAAUGCACUCGAAUCAACAAAAAUGUCGUCCUCUAAGAAUUGCAAAAUCCGAAGAUUCAACGAGAAAAAUUUUUUAAUAAAAUGUCAUUCACUUCGAGACAAAA